AUGCCUUCUGCAAGUGCAGCUUGCCUGAAUUCAGAAGGAUUCCAAGAAGACACUACAUCCACUGGGGCGGGCUCACCCAGUGGUGCAGCAGUGAAAAAGAAUCCACCUCCAAUGCAGGAGACGCCGGUUCGAUCCCCGGGUCGGGAAGAUCUCUUGAAGAAAGAAAUGCAAGCCACUCCAAUAUUCUUGCCUGGAAAAAUCUCAUGGACAGAGAAGCCUGGCAGCAACAGUCCAUGGGGUCAGAAAAGAGUCAGAAACAACCGAGCACAGCACACAGCACAUUUCCCUGACCAGCGCUUGGACAAGUGCCCUCUGCAGUGA
Messenger RNA from Rangifer tarandus platyrhynchus (Svalbard reindeer), 321 nucleotides. The record is from the annotation of a GenBank genome assembly. NCBI's taxonomy places the organism in Eukaryota, Metazoa, Chordata, Mammalia, Artiodactyla, Cervidae.